GUGGGGUGAAGCCUGGCAGCUAUGAGGAUCCAUUAUCUUCUAUUUGCUUUGCUCUUCUUGUUUUUGGUGCCUGUUCCAGGUCAUGGAGGAAUCAUAAACACAUUGCAGAAAUAUUAUUGCAGAGUCAGAGGUGGCCGGUGUGCUCUGCUCAGCUGCCUUCCAAAGGAGGAACAGAUUGGCAAGUGCUCGACACGUGGCCGAAAAUGCUGUCGAAGAAAGAAGUAAAAACCCAGAAACAUGAUGAGAGUGUUGUAAAGUGUGGAAAUGCCUUCUUAAAGUUUAUAAAAGUAAAAUCAAAUUGAAAUGUUUUCAAAA
This is a messenger RNA of Rhinopithecus roxellana (golden snub-nosed monkey), 315 nucleotides long. RefSeq names its product beta-defensin 103. Gene Ontology annotation, biological process: cell chemotaxis; defense response to bacterium. NCBI's taxonomy places the organism in Eukaryota, Metazoa, Chordata, Mammalia, Primates, Cercopithecidae. Gene Ontology annotation, cellular component: extracellular region. Gene Ontology annotation, molecular function: chemoattractant activity; CCR6 chemokine receptor binding. The record is from RefSeq and is a predicted model, not a curated record.